Messenger RNA from Cyprinodon tularosa, 4217 nucleotides. RefSeq names its product flocculation protein FLO11-like. Gene Ontology annotation, biological process: transforming growth factor beta receptor signaling pathway; substrate adhesion-dependent cell spreading; endothelial cell migration. The transcript has 14 exons. NCBI's taxonomy places the organism in Eukaryota, Metazoa, Chordata, Actinopteri, Cyprinodontiformes, Cyprinodontidae. The record is from RefSeq and is a predicted model, not a curated record. Bases 256 to 3798 code for a protein of 1180 amino acids.
AGGACUCGUGCGGUGUAUGUGGGGGGGUACAGCUGGUUAGGUGUGUUUUUAAGUCUCUUGGAGGCUCGUAGACCAGCAGGAGAGCAAGAAGGAGGAGCAGGAGGACUUGAAAACUUCCCCGCAUCCAGUGAAAAGGGAAUUUCCUUUAAGGCGUCCGUCGGAACCGAGUCGGCGGCUUUGUAGUCCAGUUGUGUCCGUUUGAGAGAAGGACCCCGGUCCCGGUUCUCGUCACUGGACCCAUUUCCGGCGUCCACCAUGGAUGAUUUAGAUGCUUUAUUGGCGGACCUUGAGUCCUCAACCUCCCACAUUUCCAAGCACCCGGUUUUCCUGUCUGACGACGACGCUUACUCCAUCCCUGUUGGGGGUCAGAACCAGCAAGACAUCAGCUCUCCAUCUCAAGAGAGAAGUCUGAAUGGAGUAGAUGAAUCAGAGUCCUUCAGCUCAGCUCCGAAAAGCCCCUGGUCUAGAGAAAGCAGCAGUCCAAAACAACAAGCCGGUGAAGAGGACCACGUUUACAGUUUUCCUAACAAGCAGAAGAACAGAGAGUCAUCAUCAUCAUCACCGGCUGCCAUGAAUUCAUUGCUGGGCAGCAACCUGUCUGAGCUGGACCGCCUCCUGUUGGAGCUCAACGCCGUCCAGCAGAGCACCCCUGCCUUCCCCACAGAAGAAGUAGCUCCACCACUUCCUGCAAGCAGCACCAUCCGCCACAUCCAGGAGAAUGGACUCUCCGCUCCAGUUAAACCCCCUCAUUCUAACCUGGAUAACCCGAAGCACACUGUAGACGCACGGCCGAGUGUGGAGAGCCUUCUGGAUGAGCUUGAGAGCUCUGUACCCACUCCCAUUCCCACACCCUUGGUGGUCUCAGAUGAGCCUAAUGACGGACAAGCGGAGGCCUUUUCUCAGCAACAAGCCAGAAUGUCUGCAUCCUCUGCCACACGAGAGCUGGAUGAGCUCAUGGCUUCUCUGUCUGACUUCAAAGUCCAAAGCAAUUCCAGCUCUCAGUUGUCUGUCAAUGAGGACUCUGGUGACCCAUUUUUGGGUGCUGGAUCACCCGUCACCCAAGCUGUCGUUGGUCCAUCUAUAUCUGCUCAGGAUACUCCCCGACCUUUGAGCUCUACUUCGCCGUCCUCAACGCCUCUUUCAUUGGAACUUCACAUAGAUGAGGAUGGUUACUCAGUGGGCUCAUCUUCAUGUUCAACUGUAAUAGUAAAAUCUUCCAAGAGCCUUCAGUUCUCCCAAGUCCAACAGAAAGAUGAGGAUACAACUGUUACGUCCGAAGUCUCACAUUUGGAGAGCUUUAGUGUCUCAAGUGCUUUGAAGCCUCAAACCCAAACUGAUAUAAGCAGUUCUGUUCAUACUUCUCUAACUAAAAGUUCUGCAUGUAAAGACUCUGCUGCAAGGAGUUCCAGUCCAGUCAUUGUGCCAAAGAGUCCAGUGACUGAAUCUAAAACCCCGAGUCCCAGUAAAUCAAAAAUCCUCAGUCCUGCUGACAUAAAGUCUAAAAGUCUGUACUCUAAAAGUCUUAGUCCUCCACAGGUUACAAAUAGUGAAAGUCCAGUAGUAGUACCCACUCUGUUUGAAGCAGUACCAAGAACAUCUAGUCCAAUAACCGUUCCUAGGCUCUCAAGUCCAGUUCCGAAAGCAGCAAGUCCAUUGGCCGUCCCUGCUCUCUCUAGUCCACUACCUAUCCAGAGGAGUGCUAGUCCUGACAUAGCUGGACGAAGUUCUAGUCCUGUGACUAUUCCGAUACUUUGUAGUCCUAUUCCAAAGACUGCAAGUCCUCUGACUCUUUCCCACAACUCCCCUUCACUAGUCUUACCUAAGAGCUCUGGGAUUGAAGCCAUCCCAAGAAAUUCCUCUCCUUUAACACUUCCUAGGCUUUCAAGUCCAGUAACCGUUCCAAAGAGCGAAACUUGGGUUCCUAAGGGUAGUCCUCUGGUCUUUAGGAAAACACUCACUACUUCAGGCACCAGUAGUCCCAGAGCUUCUCCAGUUUCUCAUGCUACCGUACCAGUGAAUGCCCCAUAUUCCCAAGAAAAUACAGGGGAUGUUUUGGAUUUAACUUGGCCUUGCCGAGAACCUGUACUGGAUGAUGCCUUGGAUAAGAUCCUCACUGCUGGUUCUAAUAGCCUGACUGAAAAUCAGCCUCCCACCUGUGUUUUACCUGGUGAUGAAGACAAAUCCUGGGAGGAAGAGGAUGGACUUUUUCCUGAAUUUAGCAGAGAGGGAACCUUGACACCCAUGACGGAGUCCAGCUGGAUGGAUGAGUGCUUCACCCCCUCUUCCUGCCCCGGGACCCCAGAUGCAACACUGGACCUACCAACACAGCAGCCCUCCGCAGUUGAUCGACUGUCUGCGUCUGGUCAACUCAAGUCGGUUAUUCGCCGCACCAAAGAGACGUCCAACGUACAUCCGAUGUACAGGGAGGGAUUGCUCAGACGUAAGAUGGGACCAAUAAUUGUCAAUAAAAGCAACUCUCAAGAUCGACUAAUAGAGGAGCUGCAGGGAAAGCUGGGGAUCGGGCGAGUGGAGCGCAGGCGGAAACAACAGCCGGAUGACUGGCUGACAGAGGGAGUCAUUGUUAUGUCCAACCCACAACGAACACGGGAGGAAGGGAUCCAGCCAUCUGUGGAUAAGAUCAUUAUCCCACCCGAAUCACCUGCCCCACAGAGAAAAGUCCUCCCACCUCCACAGUCUCCCCCAGCACCCAAAAAGCCCCCACCGGUCCACCAGACACCCCCACCUCUACCUCCACCACCUCCAACACCCCCUCCUCCUCGGGAGCCGACUCCUCCACCCCCCAAGGAGCCGACUCCUCCGCCACCCAGGGAGCCCACGCCUCCCCAGGUCUUACCUCCUCCAUCACCUAGUCCCCCGCCCAAGCCCGUCACACCACCUCCACCCCCCAAGGUCUUUGUAUCAGUGGGCUGUCAGACAGAAUACGACCCUGUCUUCCCUCCAUUGCAGAUCCAGUCACAGGGAAAGGCCUCAAACUCUGCUCCAGCAAAACCAGCCAACAAGUUGGACAACAUGUUGGGAAGCCUGCAGUCUGACCUCAACAGACUCGGAGUCCAGACCAGUGCUAAGGGAGUCUGCGGUGCUUGCAAGAAACCGAUUGCUGGACAGGUGGUGACUGCCAUGGGCAGAACGUGGCACCCGGAGCACUUUGUGUGCACCCACUGCCAGGAAGAGAUAGGCUCCAGGAACUUCUUUGAGCGUGACGGACUGCCUUACUGUGAGAAAGACUACCACAACCUGUUCUCCCCGCGAUGCCACUACUGUAAUGGACCCAUCCUGGAUAAAGUAGUGACUGCUUUGGACAAGACCUGGCAUCCGGAGCACUUCUUCUGUGCUCAGUGUGGAUCCUUUUUUGGACCAGAAGGUUUCCAUGAAAAGGAUGGAAAGGCGUUCUGCAGAAAGGACUACUUUGACAUGUUUGCUCCUAAAUGUGGCGGCUGUUCCCGGGCCAUCCUGGAGAACUACAUCUCUGCCCUCAACUCGCUCUGGCACCCUGAAUGCUUCGUCUGCAGGGAGUGCUUCACGCCAUUCAUAAACGGCAGCUUCUUCGACCACGACGGCCAGCCGUACUGCGAGUCCCAUUACCACGAGCACCGUGGCUCCAUGUGCUCCGGCUGCCAGAAACCCAUCACUGGCCGUUGCAUCACAGCCAUGGGCAAGAAGUUCCACCCGGAGCACUUUGUCUGCGCUUUCUGCCUCAAGCAGCUGAACAAGGGCACCUUCAAAGAGCAGAACGACAAGCCGUACUGCCACGGCUGCUUCAUCAAACUCUUCAGUUAGACCGCAUGUCUGCUGUAUGUGCAAUGAGUGUUUGUACGAAUGCACCAUGUCUGUGGGCAUCGCUCAGAUUUUUCAAUACAUCAUAAGGAGGGUAGAAAUGUUUCUAUCAGAGAUGACACUGAAAGGGAUCUCCCUGGAUUUGCCAACUUUUACCUUCAGAUAAAGACCUUUUAAUGGAGCCCAAAGAGAUUUUUAUUUCAGUUUUUGUUCCUAAAUGUGACAAAAGCAAGAAAGAAACAUGUUAUGAUCUCCUUGUUUGUGUGUAAACGACGAGUUUUGAUUGUAAAGUAUUUUCCCCAUUCAGCAGGGCAAGCCCUAGCAUCACACAGCCGUCUGUCGUCUGUGUGACAGUUUUCUGCAGAUCUGAGACAGCUGCUUGAUUGCAUGGACCACUGGGAGUAAAGAGUUUUAAAAUACUA